UAGGUAGCCAAUAAAAGUUUUGUCGAGCUCGAGAGCAUACCUUAUCUAGAGCAGAGGAAGGAGAGAUAUAACUAUAGUGAAGAUUCAUCUCAGAUUCCUCUCCAAACAAAGAGACUUUAGCUCUUCUUCUUCUUCCAGAUUCCUUCACUUUUAUCGAAGAAGAGAUUGAAAAUACGGAAUCAAGAUCAUGGUAUCAUGCCGGGCAUUGGCGGUGACAAUGGCGUUGAUGGUGGUCACAGUGGGGUGCAAUUUCGUAAAAGGGUAUCCGGAAGAAGAUCUGGUGGUGAGGCUUCCUGGUCAACCAAAGGUUGGAUUCCGACAAUAUGCUGGAUAUGUGAAUGUGGACUCCAAGAAUGGUAGGAGUCUCUUCUACUACUUUGUUGAAGCUGACAAACAACCCGACACCAAACCCUUAACCCUUUGGCUUAAUGGAGGCCCAGGUUGUUCAUCAGUUGGUGGAGGAGCUUUCACUGAGUUGGGUCCUUUUUACCCAACUGGAGAUGGCCGUGGCCUCCGCAUUAACUCCAUGUCCUGGAACAAAGCCUCUAACCUUCUUUUUGUGGAGUCUCCGGCCGGUGUAGGAUGGUCUUACUCCAACACAAGCUCUGAUUACAACACCGGAGACGAAACUACUGCAAGCGAUAUGGUUGUCUUCUUGUUGAGAUGGUUCGACAAGUUCCCAGAGUUGAAAUCUCGUGACUUCUUUCUCACUGGUGAAAGCUACGCAGGACAUUACAUACCGCAACUGGCAGAUGCUAUACUCAGCUACAAUAUACACUCAACUGGGUAUAAGUUCAAUGUCAAAGGCAUUGCGAUUGGGAAUCCACUUCUGGAGCUUGGGAGGGACACAUCAGCUACAUACGAGUUCUUCUGGUCGCAUGGGAUGAUAUCUGAUGAAACGAGAGGCACAAUCACAACCCACUGUGAUUUUUCCAAUCUCCAUAACCUGAGCCAGGUCUGUAGUGAUGCGCUCAAGGAAGCCGACACUAUCAAUGGAUACGUCAACAACUACGACGUUCUCCUCGACGUAUGCUACCCUUCUAUUGUCCAGCAAGAGCUCAGACUCAAGCAAAUGGCUACUAAGAUUAGCAUGGGGGUGGAUGUAUGUAUGACCUACGAGAGAAAAUUCUAUUUCAACCUCCCAGAGGUCCAACAAGCUCUUCACGCCAACCGCACUCGUUUACCCUACCAAUGGUCUAUGUGCAGCAGCCUGGUGAAUUACAGAGACACGGACGCGAGCAUCAACAUGCUUCCGAUUCUUAAGAGAAUUAUACAGAACAAAACUCCUGUUUGGAUCUUCAGUGGAGAUCAAGAUGCUGUUGUACCACUUCUUGGUUCAAGAACUCUCGUACUAGAACUUGCUCAUCAUCUCAACUUCAGUACCACACUUCCCUAUAGGCCCUGGUUCCACAAAGAUCAGGUUGGUGGCUGGGUCACCGAGUACGGAAAGCUAUUGACGUUUGCAACGGUGAGAGGGGCGGCUCAUAUGGUGCCGUAUGCGCAGCCUUCACGAGCCCUGCAUAUGUUCAGUAGCUUUGUGCAUGGCCGAAGACUGCCCAACAACACACAUUACUCUCCCGAUGAAUGAAAGAGAACAGAUAUGUAAUAUUAGAUGAGGCAGUUAUGAUUAGUACCAAUUAGCUUGAAGUAUUCUCUUUCUGCUUGCUCGCUGUGGAAUGAUCUAGAAGUAACUUGACUAAGAUACAUUUACAAGGGAAACUAUCACACUCAUACUUUUA
Molecule: messenger RNA, 1739 nt
Organism: Brassica oleracea var. oleracea
Lineage: Eukaryota; Viridiplantae; Streptophyta; Magnoliopsida; Brassicales; Brassicaceae
Product: serine carboxypeptidase-like 42
Exons: 8
Coding region: 188-1588 (466 amino acids)
Biological process (GO): proteolysis
Molecular function (GO): serine-type carboxypeptidase activity
Source: RefSeq, a predicted model, not a curated record